AUAUAUAUAUAUAGAUGAGAGUGAAAAAGUGAAAGGAACAUGGUCUUCUUCUCCAUUCUCCAUUCUCCGUUGUCGCACAUUCUGAAAUUCUGAAGAGAGAGAAGAAUGGGAGAGGAAUUGGUGAUGCAAGAAGGCUACGUUGCCAAUGAAGAGAGGUACCUCACAGUGCUUAAAACCUCUCUCUUCUUCAACGGUGAUGGCUUCGCUGUCUACGAUUCCAAGGGUCAACUCGUUUUCCGCUUCGACUCCUAUGGUCCACGGUCACGUGACAAAGACGAGCUUGUUCUCAUGGAUCCCAAUGGCCGUUCUCUUCUUACUCUGCGCCGGAAGAAGCCGAGUCUUCAUCAGCGGUGGGAAGGGUUCAGAGGGGAGAGAAGGGAGGGAGAGAGAGCCGUUUUCAGCGUGAAGAGAUCGUCGAUCAUCGGACGGUCGCGGACGAGCGUGGCGGUAGAGGUGUACGAUAGGGCUGGUGUGGAGUACCUGAUCGAAGGGUGUUUCCGGCAGCGGUGGUGCAAGGUUUUGAAUGCGGGGAAGGAAACGGUGGCCGAGAUUCGUCGCAAGGUGGACCCCACCACUAGCGUUAUGCUGGGGAAGGAAGUGUUUUGGCUUUGCGUGAAGCCUGGUUUUGAUGCGGCCUUCGCCAUGGGAUUGGUGUUGGUGCUUGAUGAGAUGAACGGUGAGAAUUACUUUGACGAUAGAAUGGAAGAGCCUGUGGUGCGCUCUGCCGCAGAGGAUCCGGGACUGGUUUCACCUCUUCCAGUUUGAGAGAAAUGCGUGUUUAUUCUGAUGCUGACGUUAUACUCACUCAUAUUAGAAACGUUUUUUUUUUAAAUAAUAAUGAUAAUGUUGUGGAUGAAAUCACUUGGCAAUGUAGUACAUUGUCAUUUGCAAAGAACACAAGGAAGAACUGAUCCUAAUUUCCCUUGUUAUUUCUCACAAUUACCAUUUUAAUAAAAUAAUUAAAAAUUAAGAAAUGUA
Vigna angularis (adzuki bean) is the source of this 978-nucleotide messenger RNA. RefSeq names its product protein LURP-one-related 12. The transcript is spliced from 2 exons. NCBI's taxonomy places the organism in Eukaryota, Viridiplantae, Streptophyta, Magnoliopsida, Fabales, Fabaceae. The coding region runs from base 106 to 765 and encodes 219 amino acids. The record is from RefSeq and is a predicted model, not a curated record.